UCCACUGUUAUCGUCUACUGCAAGAAUGGGACUUAUACCUAACUUCCUCAAGUGCUGUAACAGGAAAGCCAGUAAGGACCUGGUGGAUUCACAAGUGCAAAAUACCGAUGAAAACACGGAACGUGGAAAUUGGUCCAGCAAGUCGGAGUACCUCCUGUCUAUGGUGGGCUAUGCUGUUGGUUUAGGAAACGUGUGGAGAUUCCCUUACCUUACCUUUCAACAUGGAGGAGGUGCAUUUCUUAUCCCAUACACUAUCAUGCUGGCUCUUGCUGGGUUACCCUUAUUCUUUUUGGAAUGUUCUCUUGGACAAUUUGCCAGUUUGGGACCGGUGGCCGUGUGGAGGGUGCUCCCAAUAUUUGAAGGAGUGGGAGUUACCAUGGUCCUGAUUUCAACGUUGGUCACUAUAUAUUACAAUGUCAUCAUCGCCUACAGUCUCUAUUAUUUAUUCGCUUCCUUUACAAGUGUGUUACCAUGGUCUGACUGUUUCGAGUGGUCUGACAGCAAAUGCAGCAAAACACCCAAAGGAUUCUGCAACGUGACUCUACAGCCGAAUAUCUUUGAAACAAUGAAUCUCACAUGGGUCAAGGAGAACAAUUAUACAUGUGUGGAAAACUCUACUGAAUAUUUGGACACCGAACUUCCCAGCAAACAAUAUUGGGAAAAAGUGGCACUUCGUCAAUCAGGUGGGCUCCAUGAGACGGGGGAUGUUGUUUGGUACCUGGCUCUCUGCCUCCUCUUAUCUUGGAUUAUAAUUGGUGCCGCUUUGUUUAAAGGCAUAAAGUCUUCCGGAAAGGUGGUAUACUUCACGGCCAUAUUCCCAUACGUGGUUCUGCUGAUUCUCCUGAUAAGAGGAGUCACCCUGGAAGGGGCCUAUGAAGGGAUCAAUUAUUAUAUUGGAACACAGUCAGACAUUUCAAAACUUUCCAAUGCAGAAGUUUGGAAAGAUGCUGCCACGCAGAUUUUCUUCUCCCUGUCCACAGCAUGGGGUGGACUAGUUGCACUUUCUUCUUACAACAAGUUUCACAAUAACUGCUAUGGGGACGCCAUCAUGGUGUGCAUCACCAACUGCCUCACCAGUGUGUUUGCUGGCUUUGCCAUCUUCUCUAUAUUAGGACAUAUGGCGUUUAAAGCUGAGAAAGAAGUAAAGGAUGUAGUAGACUCAGGAUUUGCACUUGCAUUCAUUGCAUACCCAGAAGCUCUGUCUCAGUUACCUGUAGCUCCACUAUGGUCCAUUCUGUUCUUCUUCAUGCUGUUAACCUUAGGGCUCGAUUCCCAGUUUGCCUCAGUGGAAACUAUAACCACCACCAUACAUGAUGCGUACCCAAAAGUGAUGAAGAAAAUGAGGGGAGUUAUGACCGUCGGAGCCUGUAUUGUAUUUUUCUUGCUAGGAAUUGUGUGCGUGACUCAGGCAGGAAUAUUCUGGGUGGACCUGAUCGAUUAUUUCACUGCUGGCUGGGGAAUCCUUAUUGCUGCCAUUCUAGAAUUAAUAGGAAUCGCCUGGAUUUAUGGUGGUAACCGCUUCAUUGAAGAUAUUGAAAUGAUGAUUGGAAAGAAAAGCUUCAUGUUCUGGCUCUGGUGGAGAAUGUGCUGGUUCUGUAUCACUCCUCUUCUGUUAACAGCCAUUCUGAUCUGGUCCUUGGUCACAUUCUCUUCUCCAACACAUGGUGACAUUGAAUACCCCCCCUGGGGAGUUGCCCUGGGUUGGUGCAUGAUCAUUUUCUGCAUUAUCUGGAUCCCCAUACUGGCUGUAAUAAAGAUGUGUAAAGGUGAAGGAACACUUUGGCAACGAUUUCGAACUAUUUGCUCUCCAACACCAGAAUGGGGACCUGCUUUGGAACAGCAUCGCAUCGGAAGAUACAAAAAUACUGGCGAUUUCCCCAAAGUUUCCAACGGUCUAGAGAUCCCCACAAUUGAAGGAGGCCUUGGAGGCUACGACAACAAAGCAUUUUCAUAGGAAAAAAAACACUCCAAAACUAAAGCAUUGUCUGAACAGUGGACUAAAGGACAACUAGAGUUUUUAAAAUAUAUAUAUAUAUAUAUAAAUUUUGACCAUGUCAUCAGAGAGAAACCUUUCAUACAUACAAGACAUUUUCUCUAACAUUUUCUAGAAUUUUCUUUUUUUUUAAUUAUGAUAUUUUGUUUGUUUUUUCACUAUUUAAAAAUCUCAAGCUUUUUGUGAUGUGCCCUUCACAUUCCAUAUAAUUGUGGGCCUUUAAGAAGUCUACCAUCUAGGAAAAGUUUCUCAGACAAAAACCAUCUUUGGGACUAAACAGGUGCCAACGGUGCAUUUCUGUCUAUGAAGAACUGUUCAGCAUCACAGUUUUUUGGAAGAGCAGACCUACUCUACUGUUUUGACAUUGGGACAGAAAUUUUAAACUGGAAUAGUAAUGUUUACUUAGUACAGUAUUCUUGUUAUGCCAUGAAGGGAAUUUGUUAAAAACUGCCAUUGUACAUACUGAUCUUAAAGGGAACCUGCCAUCACUUUCAUGCUGCCUGAACCACUAGUCAUCCGGGCAGUCAUAGGUGGCUUCUAUCUGCCCCUUGCACCUUGAUUGAUAGAUCUCUCACUAUACCCAAACUGGAUGAGAUUGAUCAAGGCUGAUGGGGAAGGAAGAAGCCUCUGGGGACUUCAUGACUCGUACUUCAGGCAGCAUGAAAGUAAUGACAAGUCCCUUAAAUGGAAAUUGCACUAGCAAAAAAUGUUAACAUUUUAUUAAGUGGGGCUGGCCUCUUAAUAAAUCUGGUGCAUCAGGCUACAAGCCUCAGUAAUAAUGAACUGGCGUAAAUUAUAGUAAAUGUAAAGCUUUUGGAUUGGGGUCAAGGAACUUUACACUUUUAUUCUUUUUCUGUGGAUUUUUCAAAUGGGCCUCAGCAAAGCUUUCUUUCCUGAGAGUGAGAGAUGUGGCUAAGUGCACGAAAGGUAAAAACAAGUUGUUACUGAUAAAACUCUAGGUUCUCAUACAUCGAUGACUUUUAGGAACCUGGCCUCUCAAGUGUCAGGAGAUGAAGUAAAUAUUUUGCAGGAUAUUUUCAUGUGUAGUAAGAGAGAGGUUCCUGACAUAAAUUUGUAGUCAGAGAGAGGUUCCCAACAUAAAUAUGUAGUCAGAGAGAGGUUCCCAACAUAAAUAUGUAGUCAGAGAGAGG
Molecule: messenger RNA, 3144 nt
Organism: Hyla sarda
Lineage: Eukaryota; Metazoa; Chordata; Amphibia; Anura; Hylidae
Product: sodium- and chloride-dependent neutral and basic amino acid transporter B(0+)-like
Exons: 14
Coding region: 26-1954 (642 amino acids)
Biological process (GO): sodium ion transmembrane transport
Cellular component (GO): membrane
Molecular function (GO): L-proline transmembrane transporter activity
Source: RefSeq, a predicted model, not a curated record